Molecule: messenger RNA, 2528 nt
Organism: Musa acuminata subsp. malaccensis (wild Malaysian banana)
Lineage: Eukaryota; Viridiplantae; Streptophyta; Magnoliopsida; Zingiberales; Musaceae
Product: peptidyl-prolyl cis-trans isomerase PASTICCINO1
Molecular function (GO): peptidyl-prolyl cis-trans isomerase activity; protein binding
Source: RefSeq, a predicted model, not a curated record
CCGAUCUCUCUUACGGUUAGGGUUGUUUAUAUGUAAGAGGAACAAGAAACCACCGGUGGCCGGCCUGCACCGUCUUCUCGGCGCCCGCAGCAGCAGCAGCGGCGAUCUCCGGCGGCGAGGCACGGUGGGGGUUCGGUGUCGGUUCACCGUGCGAUCCAACCGGUCUAUAUUUAACUGGGCCGCUUCGGUUCGUUUGCCACUGUCUCUCCACCCGCUCGCCUUGUGUGUCGUGCUCGUGCGUGUUGCUUGGGUAGACGGAGGUCCCAACCUGUCCAGGCCGACUUCGGUUUGACUCUGGACCAGGACCCGGAGGGUGCCUCCGCCCGCAUGUGGUCCAGUCUCGGUACAGGAUUGAAGAACGCGGAAGCAAGCGUCGCGAUCUCCGCCGUCCCCGCAACUCCCUUAGCUCUUGAAGGCCCCUUGCGAUCUUGAUUCUUUUGGGCGUUCGAUUCGAGGAGGAGAAAGAUCCGUACGGAGGAAAGCGAGGAGAUGGCCGAGAACGAUUUACCAGAUCAAAAUUUCGCACCCACGAAGAAGAAAAAGUCCGACGAUGAAUCCGAGAAGAGGAGAAAAAAAAUUACUCCUGGAAGUUUGAUGAAAGCAAUUAUCAGAUCAGGAGAGGGCCAAGAGAAGCCUGUCGAGGGAGAUCAGGUUAUAUUCCAUUGCACCACUCGGACCGUAGAUGGUAUUGUUGUCGAUUCAACAAGAUUAGAACAUGGAGGCAAGGGAAAUCCUAUAAGAAAUGUUUUGGGGAAGAGCAAGACGAUAUUGGGGUUUCUUGAAGGCAUUCCUACCAUGACAAAGGGUGAAGUAGCCAUGUUCAAAAUGAAACCUGAGAUACACUAUGCUGAGGAGGACUGUCCAGUUACAGUUUCAGAUGACUUCCCAAAGAAUGAUGAACUCCACUUUGAAAUUGAGAUGCUGGAUUUUCAUAAAGUUAAAGUUGUUGGUGAAGAUUUGGGAGUCGUGAAGAAGAUAAUUAGUGAAGGACAAGGAUGGGAAUGUCCAAGAGAACCUUAUGAAGUGGAAGCUCGGAUUAAUGCUAAGACAAUCGAUGGAAAAUUGGUUCUGUCACAUUCAGAGGAUCCAUAUUCCUUUACCUUUGGUAGAUCUGAGUUACCAAAAGGGCUUGAGAUGGGUAUUGGGACAAUGGCACGAGGAGAAAAGGCAGCAAUUUUUUUGAGCAAAACCUACAUGACAAAAUCUUCUCUCAUGCCUAUGAUUGAGGAUCAUGAAGAAAUCCAGUUUGAAGUUGAACUAAUCCAUUUUAUACAGGUAAGGGACAUGCUUGGUGAUGGCCGUCUUAUAAAGCGCCGGAUUGUUGAUGGACGAGGUGAAUUUCCAAUGGACUGUCCUCUUCAUGACAGCUUGCUGAGGGUGCACUACAAGGGAAUUCUUCUUAAUGAAGAAAAGACUGUGUUUUAUGAUACUAGAGUUGAUAACUAUGGCCAGCCUUUGGAGUUCAGUUCUGGAGAAGGGCUUGUGCCUGAGGGACUUGAAAUGUGUGUUCGACUAAUGCUUCCUGGAGAGAUAUCCCUUGUUACCUGCCCUCCAGAUUAUGCAUAUGACAAAUUUACAAGACCUGCCACUGUUCCUGAAGGAGCUCAUGUUCAGUGGGAAAUCGAGUUGCUUGACUUUGAAAUGCCCAAGGAUUGGACUGGAUUGUCUUUUCAAGAGAUUAUGGAUGAUGCGGAGCACAUAAAAAACACAGGAAACAGGCUAUUUAAAGAAGGGAAGUAUGAACUUGCUAAAGCGAAGUAUGAGAAGGUGCUUCGGGAAUAUAAUCAUGUAAAUCCACAAGACGAUGAUGAAGGAAAAAUCUUUUUGAAUUCAAGAAAUUCAUUGCAUUUGAAUGUUGCAGCCUGUUACCAGAAAAUGGGUGAAUUUAGAAAAUCAAUUGAGACAUGCAAUAAGGUAUUAGAUGCUAGUCCCGUACAUGUCAAAGCGUUGUAUCGGCGUGGCAUGGCUUACAUGUUAGUUGGAGAUUCUGAUGAAGCGAAGAAAGAUUUUGAAAUGAUGAUCAGCAUUGAUAAAUCUUCAGAACCUGAUGCUACUGCGGCCCUUCUAAAGCUGAAGCAAAAGGAACAGGAGGAAGAUAAGAAGGCAAAGAGGCAAUUCAAAGGGCUCUUUGACAGGAAGCCCGGAGAAAUCGCUGAAGUUGGAGGUGAUGUGAAAGACGACAAGAUUCCAGAUAAAGCAGAGAAUGAAAUUGAGAAUUCAGGCUCAGAAAAGGAUAUCAGUAAGACCGAUCUCGAUGGGGGUGUGACUGACAGUGAACAUGAACGUGAACCUGAACCUGAACCUGAACGGAUAGGAUUUCUUGGUCGCUUAUGGCCUUCUGGUAGAAGAAUCAUCGCGGCUCUUGGACUUAAUAGGUGCUCGAUACUGUGAAGAGAUGUUCCUUUCGAAGUUGUAAUCUAUCAGCACUGAUCCCACAGCAAGCAGUGUGGUUUAAUAGCUUAUGUUGAUUAAUCCACCGUACUUUUGCUGCAUUAAUACGUGAGUGUAGAGUAUUAAUGUCGUUUGUA